Messenger RNA from Dendronephthya gigantea, 3609 nucleotides. RefSeq lists its product as uncharacterized. Gene Ontology annotation, molecular function: guanyl-nucleotide exchange factor activity. Lineage: Eukaryota; Metazoa; Cnidaria; Anthozoa; Malacalcyonacea; Nephtheidae. Bases 323 to 3403 code for a protein of 1026 amino acids. The record is from RefSeq and is a predicted model, not a curated record. Gene Ontology annotation, cellular component: cytoplasm. The transcript is spliced from 8 exons.
AAAAAUCUUUUGCAUUUUCUCUUUUAAGAUAAAUACUGAUAGUUUUUUCCCCCCAAAGUAAACAUUAACAUUCAAUUGAUGUUUUAUUGUCUCUUUAUUUAUUUAAAAAUUGCAGUUGAUCGCAAUGAAAUAUGCACAUAAUGAAAUAAUACAUCCGUUAAUGAAGGGCUUUCUACCUGGGUAAAAACCCGUGUGUAUAGUAUGAGUUACAAUGGCAACUAAUGUCAUUGACUCAUUGUUCGUUUGUUUUUAUUUUUAAAAACUUUCCUGUGUGCUUGGCAGAAAGGAUGUUGAAUUGAACUUAUCAGGAAAAUAGAUCAAAAUGGAAGUUAUGACUCCAAUAAAUUUUACAGAAGUCUUACAAAAAAAACUUCACGGAAUUUCAAAGCAAUAUUUUAGCUACGGUACAUCUGUGAAAGAUCAAGAUUUCGCUCCCUACAAGCCAAAAAGCAAAUCUCUACAUGUCCAGGAAGAAAAAACUGUAAAUAGCGUUCCAACAAACCAAAAACGAACGCACUCCCUAGUUAGUUGGGGCUGUGGUGAAUUUGGACAGCAUGGACAAGAUCUUAAAGGAGAUGUGACUUUGGAAAUGGCGUUGAAUCAGUUGAGAGGUGGUGGACUAAUGUUACCUGAUGGUGAAUUUCCACUGAACAGUGUUUGUGGUUCAAGCCAUACUCUGGCCUUAACAGAUACAGGUAACCUUUACAGUUGGGGUAAUGGUACCAGCGGUCAGUUAGGUAAUGGUACUUGUUUGACUACCAUUAAACCAAUGCUAGUACCUCUUAAACUGAAUGGAAACAUACAAGACAUGGCAUGUGGAGCAAGGCAUAGUUUUAUCUGGACAAACACUGGUUAUUGCUAUAGUUUUGGUAAUAAUUUUAAUGCUCAACUGGGAUACAAUUUUUCCAAAGCUGAUUUCAAAGAAAACCAGCUCCAACCAGUCCUGGUAGAACUGUUUCCAGACAUGAAAGUUAAAGAGGUUGCUUGUGGUGCUAGACAUUCAUUAUUCCUUCUUGCUACUGGCUUUGUAAUGGCUGUUGGAUGUAACCAACAUGGUCAGAUUGGAAAUGCUACAACAGAUGAUGCUGUCAUACCAACAAAGAUAGAUUGUCUCAGCUCAAUAACCCAUGUAGCAUGUGGUAAUAUCCACAGCUUGGUAUCUCUUGAAGGUGGUGCAGUGUUUGCAUGGGGAUAUGGUAAAGCAUUUGGAAACAGGACAAGAAUUGUAUCCACUCCACAGAGCUUUACUCUUGAAAACAUGGAAAACAGUUCGGUAAUUUCGUUAGCUGGAGGUGACUGUCAUUCAAUGAUACUAUGUGACUCUGGUAUAGUGUACACUUGGGGAAACAACUACGAGGGUCAACUAGGAGUGGAUAAAAGUAUAAAAUAUCAAAGUAAACCAGAGCCAAUCCCUGGUCAGUUUUUACCAAGGCCAGUUAAACAAAUAGCAUGUGGUGAAACAACUUCAGCUGCUGUUACAGAAACUGGCAAAUUAUACAUGUGGGGAAAGAAUGCAGGUUUGAUUUACCCUCACAAACCUUCUCAAUAUUUUCAAUAUCUACCCUACCACAUGGACAUGGGUGACUUGACUGUUGUGCAGGUGUCUGUUGGUGCGUGGCAUGUAUCUGUAGUUAUAGAAAAAGCAAAGAGUGUCAUGGAAAAUGACUUAGAAAAUUUUCAUGUUGAGUCAAAUGAAAAAGAUAAACUGUGUUUAACAGACUUAAAAUUAAACUUAGCUGAGUUGAAAUUACCUUGUGAUGACUGCAGGGAUGACAACCUUACUGGACAUGGGGAUAACACAAAUAGGAAUGAGGUAUUGAAGAUAAAUGGUAAUCCAUUAGAUGGUGGUUGUUCACAAAGCAAUGACCCUGUAAACAAUGGUGGAAGUAAUGUUCCAGAAUCGAGUGAAAGUUCAUUUGAUAAGUGUUUUAUAACAAAAUAUAUGUCAAGCUCAAACAUAUCUAGGCAAGACAUUGCUCAGCAUUAUAAUGCAGAAAUAGAAGCUACAGAUUUGGUGAAAAACUUUAAAGGACAUUCUCCAGACAAUAGUGAAGAAAAAAGUUUUAUAACAAGGACUGAUAACACAAGCUGGAAACCAGUUCACAGAAGAAAUUCUAUGGAGAAUGAGGACACUUCCAGUUGCAAUGAACAGCCUGGUUUUUUAGAAACACAUAAGAAUCAUGAAUCUGAAACCAAGGAUCUUCACAUUACUGAGAAGCAAAUGAAUGAUAUAAAUCAAAAUACAACAAGUGUGGAUGUGUGUCAAGGAAAUGAAAUCACAGAAAGUAGAAAUAUUUCAGAAGAUGAGAUACCAGUGGCUGUCUCUAAUUCAAAUCCUUUAAAACCCCCAAGAGCUUACACACUUCAGUUUGAAAAAGAAGACAAAAUUGAUUUAGAGACAUGCAAAACAAGAACAAAAAAAUAUUUAGCAAAUAAAAGUGAGUAUACAAGAAACAAUUUAAAUGCUGACACCUUCGCUGCCAGUAUCUGGGAAAGAAAUGAACAAGAGGAGAAUAACUGUUUACAAACCCCUAGUGAAAUGACUAAAGAGAAAGGUCUUAUGGUUCACAUCAGAGACAAUCACACAAAGAAUAAUGAUGCUCAAAGGGAUUUCCGAAGAAAUAAGAAUUGUUCAAAAGAUGAUCAGUUUCAAGGCUUUGAUAGAGAAUUUGAAGUGAAAGAAACGCGAAGAAAUGAAAUUAAGAAAUCAAAUAAUUUUAGAAGAGAAGAUGUACCAUGGAAAAAUGAUGUAAAACAACAGAAUAAUUCACAAUCCUUUUACGAUUGGCAGGAGUAUUAUGAUUCAAUAACUACAAGUCCCUCAGCAAGAAAUCCUGAUUCAAUUAAUAAGAGAAAUAUCUCAGGCUUUUCCUUCGACUCAUUUGAUGAACAUAUGACCACUACCGGUAUUAGACAAAAUGCAAGAGUUAGAAAAGAUAAAGAAGUAAGAUCAGCCACUACACCACAACAAAACAGCUUUGUGAAGCCAACCUACAACAAACAACAUAGAUCUAUUGAUUGCAUUGAUGAACUUGGCUCUCGACCCCAUACGGUUCCUGUAAUUGACCUUAGUUUUGGGAAAACGGUUGGAAAUGCAGAACAAGGCAUAACAAAGCCAAGAUAUUCAGCAUUUAAAAAUGUAUGGAAAACUUCAAGUCUCUUGAGAGAGAAGCAAGAGAGGCUCAAUAAAGAAAGCGAAGGAUCAUAUAAUGUUAACCCGGGUUUUAAAAUAGGGAAUCUGCUGCCAAGCCGCUAUAACUUUGCUGUUAGAGAAAUGAAGGAGCGGUCAAUGAUCUCAAAUGAUUCAACAAAAAAAAUGAGAAAGAAAAGUGAAAAAUUAAUAAAGUGUUGCCAUCAUACAGGAGACUUAUUACCACCGAUUUGUUCAUGCAAAAAAAAGUAGAGCAAUUAGACAAAUAAAUAGACAUGUAGAUAGACAAACAAAUGUUUUAUUAGACAGAAGAUUAUGGGCAAGGAGAAGAUAAUAUAAAAGAUAGUUAGAAAAUAAACUUAGGAGAAUGGAACGACAGAGGUAUAAAAAGAUCAAUUUUAUGUUUUCACACAAUCAACAACCAUACAUUUAGUGCAAGAAAAAAUACUAUACCUGAU